AAAAAGAUAGUAGCCUCAUAUCUAAAGAAGAAAAGAUAAAAGAACUGAUUUCAGACCUUUUCAAUUAUUAUUACAAAAAAGAGGCUCAAAUCAGAAUUAAAUAUAAUGUAAGUGAAUUAGAAAAAGAUCAAAGGAGUAAGCUAUCUAGGUUGUUAGAUAGUAAUACUAACCUUUGUGCUCAAGACCUCAAUGAGUUAAGAAGAACAAGUAUCGUCUAG
Molecule: messenger RNA, 218 nt
Organism: Scutellospora calospora
Lineage: Eukaryota; Fungi; Glomeromycota; Glomeromycetes; Diversisporales; Gigasporaceae
Source: the annotation of a GenBank genome assembly